AUGCUAGUGCAGCCUCAUCCAAAUAUUCAAUAAGGUUCUUGUUCUAGAUCAAUGUCUAUCUCAAUGGAUGAUUCAAUACACACAUAUAUCCAACCUAUUGUCUAAAAAAUGACUGUCGUUAAUAAACAUUAGCUAUAAGUAAGAAAACCAUCUGAUGGUGCUUAAGAAAUGAUCCAAUCCCCUCCAACUGUAACACCUCAUAUUGCUUCAGACAGACCACCAUAAUGUGAGAUAAAGGAUUUGCUUUUAAUAAAUGAGGAACCUAGCAACAAAGAACACUCUAUAUAAAUUACUGAUCGAUAUAAGAAGACUCAUAAAGCAACUCAGAACAAUUUAAGUUAAUAAAGUAUAUUAAUCGAUGAAAAACCUUUACAUUCCUAUAGUGAUGUUUAAUGGAGUGGAUUAAUAUCAUUAAAUACUAUAAAUUCUAAUUCCUCCUUUCAGCAUAACCUUAUUUAAGAUAAAGCUGCUGAUUUUAAUCCAAAUAAUUCAAAUGGAAUUAGUUUCCAUCCAAAAAAAUAAAAUCUAUUUUAUCAUUUUUGUAAUGCUACAUAUUGUAUGUAUAUCUGUUUCUUUAUUACUUACAUGUUGAUUCAUUUAUAAGACAGUUUUUAAAAGCAAUAUACUUAUUAGAUUUUAUUAAUUGUCAUUUAAAUAAUAUACAUUUUCAAUCAAAUUCUAUUCGAAUAGUAUGAUAAUGGUGAUAUAAUUAAUACAUUUGAAUAAUUAACUUAAUUGUAUUUUAGAAAGUAAUCAAUUUUUGAUUUAAUCACAAUAAUUCCUGUAAUUUUUGCAUUAUCAUCAGAACAAUGUCAUUUCAUAUAGAUUUUACAUAUUAUUCGACUUUGGAAAUUAAGAUAAUUAAUAAAAGAAUUAGAAUUAAUAUUUGGUAAAGUUAUUAAAUUUACAUAUUAUAUUAUGGAAUUUCAUUUUAUCUAAUUUACUGCCUUGUCUAUACUUCAAUAUAAUCAUAAUAAGUAGAUUAACUUCUAUAAUGAAUUCCUUGUAUUGUUGUAUAAAUCAGAUAAUAGUAAUGCAAUAACUUAUAUUAUUAGAAUGCUCAUUCUUAUAUAUUAUUGUUUUUGUAUUUUUAGAUUGACUUUCUAAGAUAAUUUGGAAUUAUUAAAUAAAUUAUAAUUAACAUGCUCUACUAAGUAGUAAAUAAAAGCUUAUAUGAAUAAAUUAAAUUCUUAAAAAUCUAUUGAUAUGAAUUUCUUAUCUCAAUUACCUUAGACAUUUGUGGAUGAUGUGAAAUUUUAGCGUUAUUAUCAUCUCCUCUCAAAAAUACCUAUAUUUAAAUCUUCUUUCUCAGAAAACACUUUAAAAUAGAUAUGUAGUCUGAUACAAGAGUAUACUUACAUUCCAAAUUAAAUAGUGUUAAUGUAAUAAACAUCUAAUUAACAUUUAUUCAUAAUAUUGUCAGGUGAUGUGUAGAUCUCUUAGAAGAAGGCAGGUAUUGAUUUUAAAAUUAAGGUACUUGGAAAAGAUUCUAUUUUCAAUAAUCAAGCCUUCUUCAAAAAUGCUUAUUCUAACAUAAAUGCAACAUCAAUAGGAUAUUCUCAAAUAGCUCAAUUAGAUCUAGAUCUCUUUUUAGAAUUUAUAAAAUCUCAUUAUUAGGAGCGAUAAAAAUAUAAGAUGAUGGUUGAUCAAAUUGUUCUUUAUGAAAUUUAUAGUUUAUGUUAAUUGUCUUGUUAUGUAUGUGGUAAAUUUCAUGACAUCGAUGAAUGUGAUCAUGUACAUUAUGUUCCAAAAAAAUCUAUAUUAGUGUAAUAUAUCUAAUAAAACGAUUAAUAAAUUCGUAGAAAUUAUUUCAGAAGUAAAGCUAGACGAAAAUAAAAAAGAUUAAAAUCAAUCAUUCUAAAAAUAGAAGAGGCUGCUCUUUAAUAUUAGUAAUAGAACAUCGAAUCAGAUAUUACAGAUGAUAACAAAAAAUACUUAGAUGAAGUGAUUAGUAUUCAAUAAGCUUACAUGGGAGAAGCUAGUCAUCGUUAUACAGAUAGAUAAAAUUCAUUUUAAUAAUCNUUUAGAAAGUAAUCAAUUUUUGAUUUAAUCACAAUAAUUCCUGUAAUUUUUGCAUUAUCAUCAGAACAAUGUCAUUUCAUAUAGAUUUUACAUAUUAUUCGACUUUGGAAAUUAAGAUAAUUAAUAAAAGAAUUAGAAUUAAUAUUUGGUAAAGUUAUUAAAUUUACAUAUUAUAUUAUGGAAUUUCAUUUUAUCUAAUUUACUGCCUUGUCUAUACUUCAAUAUAAUCAUAAUAAGUAGAUUAACUUCUAUAAUGAAUUCCUUGUAUUGUUGUAUAAAUCAGAUAAUAGUAAUGCAAUAACUUAUAUUAUUAGAAUGCUCAUUCUUAUAUAUUAUUGUUUUUGUAUUUUUAGAUUGACUUUCUAAGAUAAUUUGGAAUUAUUAAAUAAAUUAUAAUUAACAUGCUCUACUAAGUAGUAAAUAAAAGCUUAUAUGAAUAAAUUAAAUUCUUAAAAAUCUAUUGAUAUGAAUUUCUUAUCUCAAUUACCUUAGACAUUUGUGGAUGAUGUGAAAUUUUAGCGUUAUUAUCAUCUCCUCUCAAAAAUACCUAUAUUUAAAUCUUCUUUCUCAGAAAACACUUUAAAAUAGAUAUGUAGUCUGAUACAAGAGUAUACUUACAUUCCAAAUUAAAUAGUGUUAAUGUAAUAAACAUCUAAUUAACAUUUAUUCAUAAUAUUGUCAGGUGAUGUGUAGAUCUCUUAGAAGAAGGCAGGUAUUGAUUUUAAAAUUAAGGUACUUGGAAAAGAUUCUAUUUUCAAUAAUCAAGCCUUCUUCAAAAAUGCUUAUUCUAACAUAAAUGCAACAUCAAUAGGAUAUUCUCAAAUAGCUCAAUUAGAUCUAGAUCUCUUUUUAGAAUUUAUAAAAUCUCAUUAUUAGGAGCGAUAAAAAUAUAAGAUGAUGGUUGAUCAAAUUGUUCUUUAUGAAAUUUAUAGUUUAUGUUAAUUGUCUUGUUAUGUAUGUGGUAAAUUUCAUGACAUCGAUGAAUGUGAUCAUGUACAUUAUGUUCCAAAAAAAUCUAUAUUAGUGUAAUAUAUCUAAUAAAACGAUUAAUAAAUUCGUAGAAAUUAUUUCAGAAGUAAAGCUAGACGAAAAUAAAAAAGAUUAAAAUCAAUCAUUCUAAAAAUAGAAGAGGCUGCUCUUUAAUAUUAGUAAUAGAACAUCGAAUCAGAUAUUACAGAUGAUAACAAAAAAUACUUAGAUGAAGUGAUUAGUAUUCAAUAAGCUUACAUGGGAGAAGCUAGUCAUCGUUAUACAGAUAGAUAAAAUUCAUUUUAAUAAUCUUAAUAGACCCCAAGAAGAGGAUCAUUAUACUCUAUGCGUGAGUCAUUACACUCUCUUUAAUAAUAAUAAUAAUAAUAAUAAUAAUAAUAAUAAUAAUAAUAAUAAUAAUAAUAAUAAUAAUAUUAAAUAAUUGAUAUUCCAAAUAUUAGUCCAGUUUAGUAUGUUCAAUAACCACAAAGUGGAAUGUCUCACAGUUCAUAUGGUUAACUGUUUAAGGAUGUCUCAGUUAAUCGAAAAAACAUUAAUGGAUCUUCAGAUAAAAAUUCGAGUGGUAAUGUAUUCUCUUUACCUUACAGCAGUAAUGGUAGUAAGAAUACUCCAAAUAAUAUUAUUUCGAUAUAAGAAAAAGAGGAAUUAAUUAAUAUUCAAAUGAAAAGACUCAAAUUACAAGAUAGUGUAUUUUAUCAUUAAAAGAGAAUAUAGAAUCAAAUGGAUAAUUGUAGUUAAAAUACACUUUCAAAAUAUUAGAAGUAUCACACAACCCAACCGUAAUAGUAAUAAUAAUAAAAAAUCCGUUCAGAUAGAAAGUCUAAUUCUUGUAUUUCAGAAUCAGAAUAAGGGGAAUAUCAACUAUAAUAGUAAUAAGAUUUGCAACCAUCUAGAUAUGGAAUUUAAUCAUCAAAAUUUACAGGUGAAACAGCUAAGUAAUUUAUGAAAAACCCUUUGGAAAUGCCUAAUUUAGAAUUUUAUCAAUCUUUUGAGAAUAGUAAACAAUUCAGUGAUUAUUUUCCUCAAUAUAAUAUAGAUUAAGCUAUAUAGUGUUACAUAAAUUAUUAAUAAGUUAGAUCGAGUGCAUAUUAAUGA
Messenger RNA from Paramecium primaurelia, 4107 nucleotides. Lineage: Eukaryota; Ciliophora; Oligohymenophorea; Peniculida; Parameciidae. The record is from the annotation of a GenBank genome assembly.